CACAGGCACUUUACCAUCCUCACCUCACCAAUGGAGCUGCCAUUCAGUAGAAAUGGAGGAAACAAGGAGUGUCAGUUAGACAUGGCAUCAUAAAGAAAGACGAAACACUGUCAUUUAGGUUGAACAGCAUGGAAAACUCCUCGGAAUGGAGCAACAUUUCACUCGACUCUGAUUUUGAGCCCUGUGCCACGUUGAGGAGCUCCGGUUCGCGAGUCGCCCUCUAUGUCUUCAUCAUCGCUGGGAUCAUCUGCACCGUUGUCGGCAACUUCCUGGUGGUUCUCGCCAUUGCUUACUUCAAACAGCUUCAGUGCCCUACAAACUCUUUCGUCAUGUCUCUGGCUGUUGCUGACUUCCUGGUGGGCCUGGUGGUUAUGCCAUACAGUAUGGUCAGAACAGUGGAAGGAUGUUGGUAUUUCGGCCCAACCUUCUGCCAUCUUCACUCCAGCUUGGACGUUAUGCUCUGCACGGCCUCCAUCUUCCAUUUGAGCUGCAUCGCUUUUGACCGCUAUUACGCCGUCUGCAACCCUUUGGUGUAUUCGUUUAAAAUGUCCCGUAAACGUGUGGGUCUGCUGAUUGUGGUUUGCUGGGCCAUUCCUUUCCUCAUCUCUUUCGGUCCAAUCCUCCUCGGGCUGCACAAACUUGGCAUGGACAUUCCUUUGCCUGAGAACGUGUGCAUCUUCUUGGUGAACCGCGUUUACGCCGUUAUGGCGUCCCUUGUUGCGUUUUACCUGCCUAUGGUGACCAUGUUGGUGGCCUACUGGAAAAUCUACAAAGCGGCAAAGCGUCAAGCCAUGCAGAUAAGUGCGAUGGAGGCACAGAUGGCGGCAGGUGUGGGCAAGGACUCGAGCAAGAAACAAAAACACCGGAACUCUAUAAGGAGGGAAAGAAAAGCGGCCAAAACUCUGGGCAUAAUCAUGGGGGUUUUUCUUCUUUUCUGGUUGCCGUUCUUUACUGUUAAUAUCGUUGACCCAUUUAUUGAGUACGGGACUGCUGCUGUGAUAUGGGACGUGUUCCUGUGGUUGGGGUAUGUCAACUCCUCCCUAAACCCUUUCCUCUAUGGUUUCUUUAACCGAUCCUUCCGUAGGGCUUUCCUCAUGAUCAUGGGCUGCAGAAUAUGUCUGCAUGGCACAGCUCAAGGAAUGGACCUCUCUCACUCGAAAAGAGAUGCCUCUGAGCGCACUGACAACCAGUAGACUGUUUAUCUGUGGCAGAUUAUCUGUUUUCAUAAAAUAUCCCAAACUUGUUCCUGUCCAGCCCAUAUGGCAAAAUAUGUGUUUUUUUUUUUUUGCUCAAAAUAUUGUUCAAAUGCAGACUUUAGUGUCUUUGUUAGUGCGCCUGCCUCCCAUGCCAGAAAUGCCGGCUCGAAUCCUGCAGGGCUGCGUUUCCCAAAAGCAUUGUUAGCUAACUAUGAUUGCAAGUUCCAUUGAACACUAUUGGUAACAACAGAACUUACAAUCAUAGUUGCUUUUGGGAAAUGCACCCCAGAACAAUUGAGGUGAGGAGAACCAGAAAGGUUAUACUGGUGCCGUGACCCAGAUGGGAGUGAGGUUUAGGGAUGUGAGUUUAACGGAGGCCAGCUAACAAGAGCUGUGCAGGUAAACCUCACUUCCCUGAUCUCAAAAGUGCGCACUAGUGACUGACACUAGAGGCUGUGUUCUUUAGCGUCCUUGUUAACGCACAAUAUUUAAAUUAAUACAUUUUUUUAAUCUGUUUCAAAUUAUAUAAAUAUACGCUGUUUUAUAUACA
Molecule: messenger RNA, 1746 nt
Organism: Onychostoma macrolepis
Lineage: Eukaryota; Metazoa; Chordata; Actinopteri; Cypriniformes; Cyprinidae
Product: 5-hydroxytryptamine receptor 4
Exons: 2
Coding region: 129-1193 (354 amino acids)
Biological process (GO): adenylate cyclase-activating adrenergic receptor signaling pathway
Cellular component (GO): membrane
Molecular function (GO): G protein-coupled receptor activity
Source: RefSeq, a predicted model, not a curated record